UAAUAAAUUAUUGUCAAGAAAAAUUACUUCGUGCCGCUUCAUUCGAUUUACCAUUGACUCUUUCAACGCAAACAUCAUCCGAAUGUCAAAAUUUGAUUCAACAAUAUUAUGAAAUGCGCCAAUUAAUUACAUUCGGUAGACUUAUCGAACAGUCUCUCGAAAAUUCUGAUCCUUCUCUUCGAGUUAUUUAUACAUAUACGCAAAUCUAUCAUACCAUUGAUAAUCUUCCCGCUAAUAUCGAAGAAGUUAAAUUGAGUGCUUUUCGAACAGAACUUGAAUUGACCAGAAAAAUUAAACGUCACUAUCAAACGUCAACAAAUAUUCGUCUUCUUCUGAUUCGCGUUGAUUAUCAUGAUGAACAUCAACAUUUUCUUUCACUAAAACAUAUUAUACAAAAUGAAUAUAUACAAUCCAGUAAUCAAAGUGUUUGGCUUAUAUUUCAUUUACAACGUAAUCUUCUCAAUCAAAUAACCAAUGAUGUUCUAUUUGGUGGUUGGUUAGUAGAUAUGAUUGAUGAUCUCAAUGAUCGAGAGUUGAUUCCUAAACACAUAUUAGAUAAUCCUUCGUACAAUGAUCUUGCUUGUCAACCAGAAUAUCGUCUAUCUGAAUGUCGAUUCGAUGGAGAUAAUCAUUUAUGUUCAUCAAAAUUUAAUUUAUUCGAUACUAUAUUUGAUGAAGUGGUUGACCGAUGCCUAUCGAAAUUUCGUUAUAUAAAUUUUCGAAAAACAGACGAAGAAAAUAUUAGCGAAAGACGUUCAAUGCUUCUUCAACGAAUUAUUGAACAUCGAAUUAAUUCAACAUCAAACGGUCUUCAUCUUCGUUCGAUCAUAAUCGAAAAUUUGAUGAUAUUAAUCAAGAAAUGCCCACCACCUGAUAAAACACGUUUUGUCGAUUGGAGACACGAUAUUCUAACAAACGUAGUUACCAUUGCAAGUUCGCGCUCAUUCUAUGAUGCAUUUCAAGUCACAAUAUCACUGUUUUACGAAGCCUAUCUAUCACUGCUAUUGGCUCAUCUUGAAAAAUAUCAGUUUUUCGAUGCCUAUUUCUUUCUUGCAAAUAAUCACGAUGAGAUCAUGCGAAAUUAUUUAUCCAAACUCUGGAUAGAUUCAUUGAAAGCAUCAUUAGAAGCAAUUGACAUGACAACAAUGAAUCUUGAUGUUAUCGAUAUUUCAUUGGUCUUUGGUCUUCGACUACCCUGUGCAGCAAUUGAAUAUGAAAACAUUCGAAAUAUUCGAAAGAAGUUAGAAGAAAGUGAUCAGCCAUUUUCAUCAGAUCAUAAUAAUUAUGAUCUUUCUCAUCUUGCUCAAAUAUAUAAAUCGGAUGAUGAGGAUGACAAACUGCUGCAGAUUAUUUUCAAUGAAAAACCGUGGUUUCAAUUGUAUUUUCGUGAUCAAAUAGCAAUGCAUUUAGCUGAAUUUAAAAUUCAACUUUCAACUGAUUUUGUUUUUGAUUUAAUAAGCAAUAAUCCAAAGCAAACAAUAAAACAACAUAAACAAUUGUUUCUUGUUGAAUAUGUUGAAUUAACAGAAAUUCUUCGUUUAUUUGAAAUAAGUUUAAAAUUAGUUAGUGAAGAAAUACCCCUAAAUAUAAUCAAAAAACAAUUGAUUAAAGCACCACAUGACGCAAUUGAAUCUUCAGAAUUUCAUACACUGGCAUUAGUCAAUAAUGAAACAUUCUAUCAAAUACCACCGAGAAAAACAACACUUGACAAACAAUUCAUUUUCGAACGUGAAGGUGAUCCUAUGAUUGAAACGGGUCUAAUGAAUUUAAUCGAACUCAUUCUUUCGCCGCUUGUUAUUCAGCAUGCAAUGAAUAUUCAAGAAAUAACGACAACUUAUAGUUUGAUAGCCCAGGGAAUUCACGAUCUGGAUUCAUACAAAGUUAAUAAUUUGAAAAAACUUCGUUCAUUUAUUAGCCUUAUUCGUUGUCUCAUAACUCUACUUCCUUCCAAUGCUCUUAACAUUCUCAAAGAUGUUUGUAAGAGUAAUUUCGAUGCAAAAUUUGAUUCAUGUUCAAGUAUUCAUUAUUUUAUUACUCAAUUGCAAGAACGUAUUAAGCGAGAACAAUCACCUGUUGAUGAAACUGCUAUUCAUCGAGCAUUAGUUAAACUUGAACUUGACUUUUUGAAAGAUUUGUUAGCGGAUGAUAUUAAUUCCUAUGGUGAAAUUUUAGCACUUAUAAAUGAUCCGCAAAAUGAUCUUUGGUUUUAUUCAGCUAAAAUCUUUACAGUGAUCGAUAAUACAAUUAAUUUAACAAAAAUAUUGAAAGACAAUCAUGGGAUUCAUCCAUCAAAAAAAGAGUACCAACAAUUGAGUCAAUCUCUUAAAAUACCGCAAAUAUGUACAAGUAAAAUUGAACGAUUAAUGGUCAAUCGGCUUCAUAUGCAUUUUAUGUUAAAUGCUCAAGGAACCGAAAUUGAUCAACAACUUACCGAUGAAUAUGAAUAUUUUAUUAAAAAUUUUGGUAACAUUCAAGAUAUUGAUCAGCUAGAUGGCGUUCAAAAGAUUUCAUUAAUUGCAUGGAUAAAGUAUUAUGCACAAAUGUAUGCAUUUGCAUUAUAUAACGAAAGUAAAGAAGAUAAUGUUUUAGCUGACAUCAAUCAAUUUCUAACCGCUGACAAAACACCAUUAGGUAUGACAAUUAAAUUAUUUAUCAUCAAACAAAUGUUAAAUAUGUGUAAACCUAUGCCCGAUAAUAUACAUGAUAUCUAUGAGUAUCGUAACAUUUAUUGGAUGAAAUCGUUUUUUCAAAGUUCACAAGAUCAGCAAGUAGGUCAUGCUCAUCAAAAUAUCAUUAUCCCGAUGCCUCUGUUUCAAUGUCACGAACAAUACGAACGUAUUCAAAAAGUAUUAGCAAGUAAGGAUAGAGAUAAGCAAUUAACAAAUAUUAUUGGAGAAUGUAAUCAUUCCCAAAAAUUAUCUUAUGCUUUUCUAUGUUGGUUUAUUGAAUACUAUUCUCGUUUUACUGAGCCACAUGUAGCUAAAGACAGUGAGUUUAUUCGAACUAUUGAACGUGAGUUUAGUAGUGAUCUAAUUAAAUCAUUCACACCAUUGGGUCACCGAUUUCUCAUUGACUUAUGCUCGAAUUUUUCGGAGAAAUCCUACUUUCGACUUCAUUCUAAGAUGGCAUCGGAUGAAAUUCAUAGACGUUUAUUGGCUUUGAAUAUCGUCGCUGUUUUUAUUUCUGCCCGAUCGUAUUCAACAAUUACACUUCUUGGUAAUUUUUUGUUCAAUAGGCAACGACAGAUGCCGACCAGUUAUGUUCAGCAUCUCUCGUCUAUCUGCUUACCGGGUUUGACCACCAGCAAUAUAAUUGCCAGCCAAAUGAUGUAUGUUCGCACUCGAGUUCAAGAACGUCUUGAUCAAGAUGCUUAUUCCGUCGAAUAUGGAAAAUUCAUAUUCCAAUGCUCAGAAGAGUGUCCGUGGAUGUUCUUUUUCGAAGAAUGCGGUGCUCCAGUCGUUAAAAGCGUGUGUUCUCUAUGUCAAAAAGCGAUUGGUGCCGAGAAAUAUAAUGCUCUUAUUGCACGCGAUCCUCCUCAACUGCGAAUACCGAUUCCAGAAGCUUUUAAAAAAAUCGACGAGUAUAUUAAAAAAGAAAAUGAAGCUACUCGUUUAGGAUAUCAUACUGUCAAGGAUACAAAUGAGAGUUGUCUAGGUGACAAACCGAAUCAUCUAGAUCGGCCAGUUUCAUUUCGUUUUAUUCAUUUUCUUACUCAUGGUCUUCUUCAUUUUUUGCAUGAUCGAAAUUAUUUGACAGAUGAUGAUUUAAAACAACAUCUCAAAUUACCUACUACAAAUCAUUUUCAGGAUCAUUUCGAAAAAGAUUAUGAUCUUCUCUGUCAAAGUUCAACCGAUCAUAACUCAUGUUAUAUAUGGCUUUAUAAACUUCUCAAUCAUCUUAUUGAUGAUCAAUUCAUUGAAAAAGGUCAAUUAAAUGCAAAUGAAAAUGUUAUUCGAAUUGAAAAGCUCAUCGAAAAAAAUCUUAUUUUUAAACAUAUAGAUUCGAUUGAAAAUGAAAUAACCGAAUAUAAACAAAUUUAUGCCACAUUUAUUCAAAAACAGAAAUCAUUGGAAAGUUUUAUUGAUGAACUUUUCGAAGAUGAGCAACGUUAUCCACUAUUGAAUUUUUUCAAUGUCACUACAUUUCAUACAUCGAAUCCAUUAGAUGAAUUCAUUUUGAAAAUUCAAAAUUUACCCUAUGCGGACAAGACUUAUCCAGUGACCACAUAUCUUCUUAAGCGUCUAGAUGAUUGUAUGAAUAUUCACUAUCUAUAUUCAAUUGUUGUCUUUAUAAAUUAUUUAAUAGAAAAAUUCAAUCAUCGAAUUAAACGAACCGAUGCUAUGAAUAUAAAAAUAAGUUACUAUUUAACACAAGAUGCUGAUCGUGAUAUAACUGGAAAAUUGUUCGAUGAUUUUCUUGAUGCUUGGUAUGCAUUGACAUUGGAAGAAGUUCGUUAUGGAUGUCAAACAUUCAAAUUCAAACGUGAUCUUCCGAAAGAAAAAUACGCUGAGAACACAAGUAUGGCAAUGUUAUUAUUAACAUCAUCGAGAGAUGACACUAUGAUUUUACCAGCAUGUUUAAAAACAAUAGCGGAUUUACAAAAUGAAAUUUUCAAUUAUUUUCAUAAUACUAUUGAAACGACAGCAAGAACGAAGCGAAAACGUGUACCAUUACAGUCGAUUCGUUUGGAACACGUCUUGUCUCUUGAUCGAAAUUUUCUGAGUAGAAAAUUGAUUGACGAUAGUCUUGUUUUAAAUUAUCAAUAUGGAAAAAGUAAAGAUAUUAUUUAUGAUUAUGAAGAAAUUGAAAUUACACUGCGAAAUAUGAUCAGUAAAUUAGUUUUAAUUGAUACAGAUAAAUUAAAUUUGUUGACUUAUCAAUUUGAAUUGUAUGGCAACGAAGCAUCCUUAAUUAAUGAAGUACGUGCUCGUAUAGAACAAGAACCAUUGGCAAGUGAUGAUCGGACAAGAUUGAGUCGUUUAAUUAAGACUAUGAAUCCAGAUGACAUUCUUCAUUAUCUCGGUUCACUUGACAAUAUUUUUACUUAUAUUCGAACCAUAGCCGCAGAAAGGCUAAGGCAAAAUAUGACGGUUCAGUUAUUUAUUGAACAAUUUAUUCGCUCAAAAUCUCGUUUAAACGAUAGUAUUCUACGUUGGACAGAUUUUUCUGCGGUUCAAUUACGAUAUAUAAUUGAUUUCUAUGAAAUGUUUGAAGAAAUUGCAUUUGAUCAAGUCUUGCGUGUUUACAUAAAGAAAGAACUUGCUGGAGAAGCAUUUAAUCCACAAGAGCGAAAACGAAUUAUUGACGCAUUUUGUCGUGCAACAUUUGAAAAAGAAAAAAUCACUGAAAAACUCAAAUCAAUUGAUAUUUGGAUUGCAAUGCUCAAACGAUUGAUAGUACGUAUUUUGAAUGCAAACAUAAGUCUCGAUGUACCAUUACAAAUUUAUCUUGAACGAACGGAUUUAUGGAGUAAUGGUAUUAAUUACGAAGAUCUCUCAACGUUUGAGGUCGAAGAUGAUAUUUUAUUACAACAUACUUAUGUAAUUCUAACUGGUUUGGAAAAUAAGAAAAAAGCAGCCAAUCAAUCGCAACAACCUGGGAUCGAACAAAACGUUCAAACAGUUGAAGGGCAAAGACAAAUAGCUAAUACAUGGUACACUCAAACAGCAAAGGCAACAGCUAGCACUAAAGACAUCAGUGGUAAAAAAGCAUCUGAAAAGAAGGAUCAUUCAUAA
Messenger RNA from Rotaria socialis, 5735 nucleotides. Lineage: Eukaryota; Metazoa; Rotifera; Eurotatoria; Philodinida; Philodinidae. The record is from the annotation of a GenBank genome assembly.